Cyprinus carpio (common carp) is the source of this 2663-nucleotide messenger RNA. RefSeq lists its product as uncharacterized. Lineage: Eukaryota; Metazoa; Chordata; Actinopteri; Cypriniformes; Cyprinidae. The record is from RefSeq and is a predicted model, not a curated record. The transcript has 4 exons. The coding region runs from base 429 to 2663 and encodes 744 amino acids.
GGAUAGACACAAACAUGAAUAGGUUAAUAAUAUUGAAUACAGUGUAAGGUUGUACACAAAUAUAAAUGCAUACACAUUUAGAUACAAAUAUUUUUAAUAAAUGAUAAGUAUUUUGCUAUGUAUACAAGGUAAUAUGGAUCCAAAAUCAAACCUUGUAAAAAAAAAAGAACUAUUUUUAUUAUUACUUAAAAUUAAAUGAUAGGCAACAAAUUGCUAAUUGCAAGUCUUGUCUUUGUAACAUAAUUUUAAGAUUUAUCAGUAAUUAUAACGUGUUUUUUUUAUUAUUCCAUCCACUAGAGGCAGCGUGAUUUACAGGUUAGACAGUACGUCUUCCUGUUUUGCCCGGAAAGAGACAUUUUGUCGACCUGUGGAAGAAGCAUUUUUUCACAGUUUUGUGUUGAAGAAGAAUUGCAGAAACGUGAUUUGAGAUGCCUCGGACGAAGCACUCUCAGCGCUGCCAGGCAGCAAAGAAGAGAAUGGCAGACCGGAGAACGGAGGGUCUGCCGCCUCUUAAAAAACCGGCAGAAAUAUCUGAACAUUGUGUGCAUCACAAUGUGCAUAAAAUAACUGAUCUUGACAAUUUCCUGAAAAAGCCUGAUCUUGACAAUUUUUGCAAAGAACCUACCAUUGACAAUUUUCGCAAAGAAUUUACCAUUGACAAUUUUUGCAAAGAACCUACCAUUGACAAUUUUUGCAAAGAACCUACCAUUGACAAUUUACCUGAAAAUGAUCUUGAAAAGCCUUUGAAAAGUCUGAAAAACAAGAAAGCAUUCUCUGAAACUCUACCUCAAUCUUCCUCUAUGCCUCAGUCUUCCUCUCUGUCUCUCUCUACUACUAAUGAUACUAAGAUGACUGUGAAUGAUGUUUCUGCUCUAUCUCCACAGACUUCUUACAUCAGUGGCUCUUUCCAUCAAGGAGAUUACCGUUUUGGCCGGAAUAGGGGAAGUCAAUGUGGUGCAAACUGUUUAACUGCAAUUAUGAUGUGUAAGAUGAAAAGUGUGUUGCAGUGGACGAGAAGUGACCUGAAUGCUGUUUUGAUCCACGGAAAUGACCUGUACAGUGCCAUGAGAAACGCAGGGAAAAUCAACGAUCCUGAAUCAGGCUUCAUAGCUGUUCAUGAGCUACCAGACACACACAAUCUGAAAGAUUGUCAGUUUUCAAUAAACUAUGGUGAAACAUUGACUGGCUUGUUUGGUGUCAAUAAAUAUGAUGGAGAACUACAAGGGUAUGCUAUGUCAUUUGAUGAAGCAGUAAAUCGAGCAUUCCAGAGGUUUGAUACUGUUUUAGUGAAUAUUAAGCUAACCAUAUGUGCAGCUGUCAGAGAAGGUUCCUGGUAUGCAGUGAUUGAUCCACAUUCAAGACGCAGUGAUGGCAGAUGUGUAGCUGAUGGUAAGAGUGUAGUGGUUUACCAUCGGAACUUGCACUCGCUGAUUGUUCAUUUCCGGAAACUUGCCGUGUCUAUAAAUGCACGUUACCAGGAGUUUGAGGUAACUGGGGUCAACGCGGUUAUGACUGGCAAAAAACAGCCAUUCUGGCAAGUAGUCGAGAACGCUGGUCAAGCAGAAAAUGAGAGUGAAAGUGAGAAGUCGGACGUGGAAGUUGAUGUUGGGUGCAGUCAAUUUCUGAAUGAUUUCAUGGACAAAACAUCUGUGAAAGAAACGUGUGCACAACAGAGAACAAAAACGCCAUACCCAACUAAUGAAAAUGCAGGUGAUGUUACAUUCCUUUCACAAACUGCUAGUGUUUCUUUACGGUUUAGUCCAUUAACAUUUGAGCAACAAAAGGGUGUUUGCUUAAAGUUAAACAUUGCAAACAUUGUAAAACAACAAAACAAUCCACCUGAGACUGUUGAAGUGGUUGAGCCUUGUGAAACGAACAAGAUUGUUUCAGAUGAAAACUCUUUUUUUAGAGCAUUAGCCUUUGCUGUAAGUGGAACGGAACGAGAACACAGAAAAGUAAGACGGGCUGUAGUUACACACAUUCUGCAGAAUGAAGAUAAGUAUGUACAGUAUCUCAAACAAGGACACAGCUCUGUACCAGACUACAUUGCAAAAACAAGAAUGAAAUUCGUUGGAAAUCGGGCAACAGAGAUGGAAAUACAAGCAGCCAGUGAUUUAAUUGGCAUAGACAUAUUUACAUACAGUCAAGACAAAUGGUUUAGAUUUUCAUCUUCAAAUGCUUCCUUUAAUGCACAUGGUUGUCAAGACAGUGGCAUAUAUUUGAAACAUGUAAACAGCUGCCAUUAUGAAGUUGUUGUAUGUGGAAAGAGCAAGGAUGGUGACUGUGUAUUAUUUUGUAAAUCACCAUCUCAACAUUCACUGUGUGAUCUAGCAUCAAAUGUGUCUUUAAAGUCACGUGAGGAUUCUAGUGAGAAACUUGACUGCAGCAAUAGUACAGAGUUCAAAGAAGAAAAACAAAUGAAGGCAAAGAAAAGAUUACAUGAGGAUGAAACUUACAUUUCAAUUAUGAAAUCCAUCAAUAAAAAAUACAAGAAAAAUGAACAGCAUAAAGGAAAAGUGAAGAAAAGUGUGAACAAAUACAACUCAAAUGAUUUACACUACAAGGCUGUGUCAGAAAUGGAAGCUGAUGUUGGCUGCAGUAAAUCUUUGACUUAUGUCACAAACACAGAUAAGAUAUCUGGGAAUGAAACUUUAGUCCAUUGA